AUACCCCCGCUCCAUGAGAGCAAUUAGAUUCAGCGCUGUUUCCAGUGCCUCUGUAAUGACUCAUUGAAACAUUUUCUGUGUCGAUAAAGCCGCAUAUCUUGUCUCUCCCAUCACACACACACACACACACACACACACUUCUAGUUAGGCUGCCUUCAGUACACCGGGACUGUGCUUGUUACUUUGGAUUUGCAGAGCAGCAGGCUGGACGUGGACUUUAGUGUUUUCCAUAUGUGGUGUGCGUUUCGCCUGAAGUCGGGACUUACAUGAAAGAGUCAGACAGUGGAAAUUCAGGCUAAGAAUAUCCCAUUAAGCUGGAGCCCAGGUAAUGAAAGAGCACCCUAAGCUCUCUUCUACUCUGAACAGGGGAGUUGUACAGCAGCUAUCCAUGCAGGCUCUCAGAAUGGGGAGCUCUGAGAAAGCUGCAUUUUUUGGCUAAGGCUCUUUAUCUCAGCUUGCAGUGUGAGGAGAAACAGGAAGGCUCUCGGGGAGGUGCAAGGGGGACACUGAGGACCAAAAGGUGGACCGUAACCAUUACGUGCCAGGCACAGGCUCAGCACUGCAGGAGCAUGUCAGUACCCCGAGUCCUUUUGUGGAUGUAUCUGUCAACCAGCCUUCUGCUGUGGAUGAGGUUGGCGUCCAUCUGCGUGGCUGUUGUUCAGGCUCAACAGCACUCUGUUGUCACCACCAAUUAUGGAAAAUUGCGUGGAGUGAAGGUUACUUUACCCAAUGAGAUUCUGGGACCAGUGGAGCAGUAUCUGGGGAUUCCAUAUGCAUUGGCCCCAACGGGGGAGCGGAGGUUCCAGCCACCGGAGCCACCCAUGUCCUGGCCUGGCAUCAGGAAUGCUACUCAGUUCACACCAGUUUGUCCUCAGUUCUUAGAGGACCGGUUUUUACUCAAUGAUAUGCUCCCUGUGUGGUUCACCGCCAGCUUGGAUACACUGGUGACCUAUGUGCAGGAGCAGAGUGAAGACUGCCUUUACCUGAACAUCUAUGUCCCCAUGGAGGAUGAUAUUCAUGAUGAGAAUGGGUUAAAGCCAGUCAUGGUUUACAUCCAUGGAGGCUCCUACAUGGAGGGAACUGGCAACAUGAUUGACGGCAGCAUCCUGGCCAGCUACGGGAAUGUUAUUGUCAUCACAAUCAACUACCGACUUGGAGUUCUGGGGUUUCUAAGCACAGGAGACCAGGCAGCCAAGGGUAACUAUGGCCUGCUGGAUCAAAUUCAGGCUCUCAGGUGGAUCAAAGAAAACAUCCAGGCCUUCAAAGGAGAUCCAAAGAGAGUGACCAUUUUUGGAUCUGGUGCUGGAGCAUCGUGCGUCAGCCUGCUCACCCUUUCACAUUACUCAGAAGAUCUGUUCCAGAAAGCCAUCAUCCAAAGUGGCACAGCGCUGUCCAGCUGGGCGGUCAACUACCAACCUGCCAAGUACACACGAGCCCUGGCUGAGAAGGUGGGCUGCAACAUGUUGGACACCACUGACCUGGUGGAGUGUUUACAGAACAAGAACUACAAGGAGCUGAUAGAGCAGUACAUCACACCAGCAAAGUACCAUAUUGCCUUUGGGCCUGUUAUUGAUGGUGAUGUGAUCCCAGAUGACCCUCAGAUUCUCAUGGAGCAAGGGGAGUUCCUCAACUAUGACAUCAUGCUGGGUGUUAACCAAGGGGAGGGGUUUAAGUUUGUAGAUGGCAUUGUGGACAGUGAGGAUGGGGUGUCUGCUAAUGAUUUUGACUUUGCUGUUUCGGACUUUGUGGACCAUCUUUAUGGCUACCCAGAGGGCAAGGACACUCUGCGAGAGACCAUCAAAUUUAUGUACACAGACUGGGCAGACAAGGAGAACCCGGAGACCCGGCGUAAGACUCUGGUGGCUCUCUUCACUGAUCACCAGUGGGUGGCACCAGCAGUGGCCACAGCUGACCUACAUGCCCAGUAUGGGUCACCCACCUACUUCUAUGCUUUCUACCACCAUUGUCAGAGUGACAUGAAACCCAGCUGGGCUGACUCGGCCCAUGGUGAUGAAGUGCCAUAUGUGUUUGGAAUCCCUAUGAUUGGUCCCACAGAUCUGUUCAACUGCAAUUUCUCCAAGAAUGAUGUGAUGCUGAGCGCUGUCGUCAUGACCUACUGGACUAACUUCGCUAAAACAGGGGAUCCAAAUCAGCCAGUUCCACAGGAUACAAAGUUCAUCCAUACAAAGCCCAACAGGUUUGAGGAGGUAGCCUGGACCAAGUACAACCCCAAAGACCAGCUAUACCUUCACAUUGGCCUCAAACCUCGGGUUCGAGACCACUAUCGGGCUACCAAGGUUGCGUUCUGGUUAGAACUAGUUCCGCAUCUCCAUAACAUAAAUGAAUUUUUUCAGUACGUAUCCACCACAACAAAGAUACCCCCGCAAGACACUACCCCCUACCCUUACACAAAACGGUUCCCUGGCAAAAACAAUUGGCCAUCCACCACCCGCCAUCCAGGGGUUUCCUCAGCCAACACCAAACAAACCACUGACCAACGCAAGAGUGGCGACCUGACUGAGGAGUCCACUGUGGUGAUCGAGACCAAGAGGGAUUACUCCACCGAACUCAGCGUCACUAUAGCAGUUGGAGCCUCCCUACUUUUUCUGAACAUCCUUGCUUUCGCCGCACUCUAUUACAAGAAAGACAAACGCCGGCAUGAGUCCAACCGGCGUGUUCCCACCCCACAGCGCAAUUCUGCUCCAGCCAAUGCGCCAUCCGCCACCAACGACAUGGCCCACCUGCAGAGCGAGGAGCUGAUGUCACUGCAGAUGAAGCAGCAGCAACUGGAGCAUGAGAAUGAAUGCGAGUCACUGCAGGCCCACGCCGCUCUGCGUCUCUCUUGCCCGCCUGACUACACGCUCACCUUGCGUCGGUCACCUGACGACAUACCACUGAUGACGCCCAGCACCAUCACUAUGAUUCCCAACUCACUGGCUGGCAUGCAGCCUCUGCACAACUUCAAUACUUUCAGUGGCAGCCAGAACAGUACCAACUUACCCCACGGCCACUCCACUACACGGGUAUAGCUCUGCGUGGACAGGAAUGGCACUGAGCUACCUUUGGAUAAGCCACUAACCACAUAAAGCAAGCAUGAAUGACUGACUGUGGGAAGCACAGACUCCAAAGUCUCAGCAGAUGUUAUUUUGCUACCAUGCCUUCUUGAAAAUAUAUAAAGUAUAAAUUGAUCAUGAACUCAUGAAAAUGUUGAAUGUUACUGUACUAGUAACUCUAUUUGGAACCAAGUUUCAUGGAAGGAGUUUUACCAAAAGAAAUGGCAACCAGGGGAUGUUAAUAUUCUUACAUUACAAGAUGAACAGUUUCUAUGUGACAAAGGGACGCUUUGCAGAGGCUUCUGUGCCAUAAAUACACAAUAGGAAGAAAGAGAACAAUUGUUGAAAUUCAUGACUUCAUGCAUCAGACGCCUGAAUCGGGCACAAAAUUCUACACCCCAGCCUGAAAUGUAUUUAUGAAAAACAAAAAAAGAAAGAAAAAUGGUAUAUAGUUGUGGAUGGAAAUUUAAAAAAGAAA
Messenger RNA from Monopterus albus (swamp eel), 3531 nucleotides. Its product is annotated as neuroligin-4, X-linked-like. Gene Ontology annotation, molecular function: neurexin family protein binding. The record is from RefSeq and is a predicted model, not a curated record. NCBI's taxonomy places the organism in Eukaryota, Metazoa, Chordata, Actinopteri, Synbranchiformes, Synbranchidae. Gene Ontology annotation, cellular component: membrane.